Messenger RNA from Halichondria panicea, 891 nucleotides. Its product is annotated as protein-L-isoaspartate(D-aspartate) O-methyltransferase-like. Lineage: Eukaryota; Metazoa; Porifera; Demospongiae; Suberitida; Halichondriidae. Gene Ontology annotation, biological process: protein modification process. Bases 39 to 791 code for a protein of 250 amino acids. The transcript has a single exon. Gene Ontology annotation, molecular function: protein-L-isoaspartate (D-aspartate) O-methyltransferase activity. The record is from RefSeq and is a predicted model, not a curated record. Gene Ontology annotation, cellular component: cytoplasm.
GGUCAAAGGUCAAUAUAAUUAUACUUCUGGAUUUGUGCAUGUUGAGUGUUGUGCGAGUCCUCUCUUCACUCUGUGUGUUGUCAAGCUUGUCACAAAGAGGCUCAAGGAUCUUCACAAUGGCUUGGCGAAGUUCUGGAGAGAGCAACGACGACUUAAUUGACCAACUGAUGAGGAAUGGCAUUGUCAAGACAUCCCGUGUCCAAGCAGCCAUGAAUGCAGUGGACCGUAAAUACUACUCCCCCUACAACCCGUACACAGACUCUCCGCAGUCUAUUGGCUACAGUGUCACCAUCAGUGCCCCCCACAUGCAUGCUGCAGCUCUGGAACUACUGUCCGAACAACUCUACGAGGGUGCCAGUUGCCUAGACGUCGGAUGUGGGAGUGGCUACCUCACGGCCUGUAUGGCUCGGAUGGUCGGAGAAACUGGCUGUGCAGUCGGCAUCGAACACAUACCACAGCUAACAGAACUGUCAGAGAAAAACAUUAAGAAAGGGAACGCCGAUUUGCUCGACUCGGAACGGAUAAAACUUGUAACUGGUGAUGGCCGAGAGGGGUACGCGGAGAAGGCCCCCUACGAUGCUAUACAUGUUGGAGCAGCAGCUCCUGUUGUGCCUGAGGCAUUACACAAGCAGCUGAAGCCUGGAGGGCGUUUGAUUGUUCCCGUUGGACCUCAGGACAGUCAUCAGUACUUGGAGCAGCACGACAAGCUGCAUGACGGAAGUAUCAAAGUCAAGAGAUUAAUGGGCGUACGAUAUGUGCCACUGACAAGCAAGGAGAAACAAUUAUUAUGAUAGGUCUUGUUUUUGUAGCUGUGUCCUUGUAUUGUAGUAUAUUAGAUGGUGAAUCAGAAAUUCAUCUUUCCAACCAAAGCAUAACAAAUUAUCAUGACGA